AUGGACAGCAGCCAGCAAUUCACCAAUCUGUCCUCCCAAUCAUUGAGCUCAACCGAUGCCGACUCCGAAGUCAACCCAAGCCCCGACCAAAGUCAAACCUCCCAAUCAACAAACUCGAACCAUGCUAACUCCGAAGUCAACCCGAGCCUCGAACAAAUCCCGACCACCGAUUCGGUGUACAACACCAUCAAUGCAAGGUUGCUGUCGAGUUUGCAUGCUAAUCGGGUCCACGCCCGCACGGAGUCCAUUUACAAGCACGAUUAUUGCUUGAGCAUUAGGAGCCGCGUGAGGUUCGGGUGUUUCCAUGUGUGCUUUGUGGCCACCGAGAGGAUGCGCCGAGGAGGUCCGAACAUAAUUAAGUACGGUUGGUAUGGUGCGUCGAAAAGCGAGAUUAACAAGAUUCUUGCGCACGGAUUCGGGCUCCCGACAAGCAAUAACCGGGUUUCUCCGCGUGGUGUUUAUUUCAACUCUCUCGAGCAAGCAAUAAACGGUUUGGAGUCUUCGAUUGCGGAUGAGGAAGGCGUGAAGCAUAUGUUGCUCUGUCGUUUGUUAAUGGGAAACAUGGAGGUCGUCAAUCCUUUCUCCGGGCAAGAGAAUCCGAGUUCUGAAGCAUUCGACAAUGGGGUGGAUGAUCUCACCCAUCCCAAGAAGUAUCUCGUCUGGCACACCAAGAUGAAUACUCACGUGCUGCCUGACUUCGUCGUCAGUUUCCGAACAUCUCCGUGCACCGGCGGUAAGAGUUAUGUAAAAGUUAUGCAAUCAAUAGAAAACAUUAACAACAUAUGA
This is a messenger RNA of Striga hermonthica, 786 nucleotides long. NCBI's taxonomy places the organism in Eukaryota, Viridiplantae, Streptophyta, Magnoliopsida, Lamiales, Orobanchaceae. The record is from the annotation of a GenBank genome assembly.